Messenger RNA from Thermothelomyces thermophilus ATCC 42464, 1545 nucleotides. RefSeq lists its product as uncharacterized. NCBI's taxonomy places the organism in Eukaryota, Fungi, Ascomycota, Sordariomycetes, Sordariales, Chaetomiaceae. The coding region runs from base 437 to 1168 and encodes 243 amino acids. The record is from RefSeq and is a predicted model, not a curated record. The transcript is spliced from 3 exons.
CACAGGAUCAGUCAGCCGACGGCCAGUGGUGGUGUUGGUGGUGGUGGUGCUAAUAAGUGCUGCUUAAACAGUACACUAACCAGUCGCACCGAGGCAACCAGCGCCGCCCUUCGGCAGUGGGACCGAACGAAGGCCCCAGUUAUCACGAUCGAUAAGCUGCGAACCGCAGAAGCAACGAAGCACAUGUAAUGUACAUACCAGCGUACCUUACAGACUACAACUUCGGCCGACCGACCCACCAAACAAUUAACACUCAUCGCCCGAGAGCAAAGACGGCACCGUCGCCUCAAGGCGCGCAUCCUUCAACAGGGACUGGAUUGAAACGGCACGCUCGGCCUCGCACCCGGCGGGGUCAGUGAGAGCACCACGAGGGCCAAAGCAACCACAAACGCGCGAAGAAAAAACAUCGCUUCGCUCCCCUUCCCGACUGAAGAAGAUGGACUUCGCGCCUUACCAGUCCUCCCCGCCAGAGCACACCCGCUCGCCGACCCACAGCGCCACCGCGUCCCCGCGCACUUCCCUCGAGAACAACAGCAACCGCCGCGGCGCGUACUCCCCCGCCACCGGCCACCGCUACCAGCACCGCCAGAGCCAAUUCACCCCGCCGCCGCUGCAGCACCCGCAGCCGCAGCGCGCCUGGUCGAGCGAGGGCGUCGGGCGGUACCAGAGUCCCUUGUCCGCCGCUCCGCCGGCGGCGGGGGGGCCGGUCGGAAACGGGGGAUGGAUAGGGAGUGGCAGUGGCAGUGGCGGCGGCGGCGGCGGCGGCGGUGGUGGUGGAGGAGGGAUGGGAGACUACUUCUCGGCGCUGGGCGCGAGGGAGGGCAUGGUGAGCGAGUUCGACACGAGCCUGGGCCUGCGGCUGGACUACGAGGCGUGCCUCGCAUACUUGGCGCUGCCGCCCCUCGGGGGGAUCCUGCUUCUGAUCCUGGAGCGGAAGAGUGAUUAUGUCAGGUUCCAUGCAUGGCAGUCGAGCUUGCUGUUCACGGCGCUGUUUGUGGUGCAUCUGCUGUUUUCUUGGUCAACUUUCCUGAGCUGGGUGCUGUUCCUGGGUGAUUUGGUGUUGAUCGCCUGGCUGGUGCUUAACGCGUAUCGGGAUGCCGAUACCUUGGACCGCUACGAGGUCCCUAUUUUCGGGCGGAUAGCAAGCAACAUCCUGGACGACGAGUAAUGAUAAUGUUUGCCGGGCUGGGCAUCUCCGGGUGAAAGCCCGGAGGCGAGGAUUUUUUUUUUUUGACUACUGAUAUUCCCAUGUCUCACUCUCAUGUGUAUAUCCUCUUCACCGGCGGCUCUCUUCUUGGAGUUGGGUGGGGGAUGUGUUGCCUAAGGGCCUCUCAAUCAAGGCUGGCCUUCUAACUGAUACUGUUGGUUCGUUCUUGGAAAGCACAUUGGCGCUGGCACUGGAAGCAAACCUAUUAUGGCGACGAGUUGGUAGAGACUUCUUUCGUGCAGUAUUUCCUUCCUUUUGUCUCUCUUCUUUCUCUAGCGGGUUGUGGUUUAUCUAAGUCAACAGCAAUGCAGUGCGCAAGCCCACGAUAUGUUGUGAUG